Molecule: messenger RNA, 495 nt
Organism: Dracunculus medinensis (Guinea worm)
Lineage: Eukaryota; Metazoa; Nematoda; Chromadorea; Rhabditida; Dracunculidae
Source: the annotation of a GenBank genome assembly
UUGCCAAUGGAAAUGUGCAGCAAUUUUGAUGCAUAUGAAUUGCGACGUUUGGCUCGGCGCUUUAAAAAACUUGAUCUUGAUGGUUCAGGUAGUCUGAGUGUUGACGAAUUUAUGUCACUUCCCGAAUUACAGCAAAAUCCUCUCGUUCAAAGAGUUAUCGAUAUUUUUGAUGAAGACGGUAAUGGUGAGGUGGAUUUCCGAGAGUUUAUUCAAGGAAUUUCUCAGUUCAGUGUGAAAGGUGAUAAAACUAUCAAAUUAAGAUUUGCAUUUCGAAUUUACGAUAUGGAUCGUGACGGUUUCAUAUCAAAUGGAGAAUUAUUUCAGGUAUUAAAAAUGAUGGUUGGUAAUAAUUUAAAAGACAAUCAGUUACAACAAAUUGUAGAUAAAACAAUUUUAUUUCAUGAUAAAGACGGUGAUGGUAAAAUAUCGUUCGAUGAAUUUUGUGAUGUUUGUUUAUUUUUCAUUCAUAAAAAGAUGGUAUUGGAGAAUAUAUAG